AUGGAGACCUAUGCCUUACGUAGCUUUGAAGAGAAAUGUCUUGACUAUCGACUGGUAUUAUUUGAGGUUGGAUGCCAUAGUGUGGUUUGGGAAUGCUUCGGCGUUGUACUCCAUAAGUAUUUUCCACAUUUUUCUCCUUCUACAGUACAAACAUUCAACGAAAAUUUUAGCGUAGAACAAGCUCUCACAAGCAUACCAACAUGUGCCGCACACGAUCGUGCUAAUCAGCAUGCCCUUCUUACCGUUCUCAAAACAUGGGCUCUUUUUGCUCGCAAGAACAACCUGCAAUACUGGAUAUGUUAUGUAACCCUCAUUGGCUAUGUUCAACGAGGUGGCCUAUUACCACAUGAUCGUGAUGUAGAUGUGUCGAUAAUGGGUCAAGACACAUCUCAACUAGUGGCACUUGCUUCUUUGAUCAAUUCGAAUUUGAUAUCGUUGGAUUCGAACAUAUACAAACUUACCGUACAUCCCCAGUGGUACAUUGUCGGAUGGUUUACUCGAUCGUAUUUUCGAUUGCAAGGUAGUAAUUUCGUCGCACCCAAUGCGCGAUUCAUUCAUCGAAAGACAGACGCCUACGUUGAGAUUUGGCCCGUUUAUAAUUAUCAUCCUGGUCAAUCAGAAAAUUCGACAAACACAUCAUCAAUUCUUAGUGAAUAUGAUGGAAACUACGAGUGGAAAUCCUAUGCGAGAAAUUGGACUUUUCCAUUAAAUCCAUGUAAAUUUAGUGGAAUUCAGGUAUGGUGUCCAGCACAGCCCAGAGAACUUGUGGCUGCCUUCUACGGACGAAGCGCUGUAUAUAAAUCAGACACAUCAUGUGUCAAUGGCACAUGGAGAAGCAACUAA
Didymodactylos carnosus is the source of this 843-nucleotide messenger RNA. Lineage: Eukaryota; Metazoa; Rotifera; Eurotatoria; Philodinida; Philodinidae. The record is from the annotation of a GenBank genome assembly.